This is a messenger RNA of Candoia aspera, 592 nucleotides long. RefSeq names its product phospholipase A2 homolog otoconin-22-like. Bases 1 to 438 code for a protein of 145 amino acids. Gene Ontology annotation, biological process: arachidonate secretion; lipid catabolic process; phospholipid metabolic process. Gene Ontology annotation, molecular function: calcium ion binding; phospholipid binding. Lineage: Eukaryota; Metazoa; Chordata; Lepidosauria; Squamata; Candoiidae. The transcript is spliced from 4 exons. The record is from RefSeq and is a predicted model, not a curated record.
AUGAAGCAUGUUGUCUUCUCCAUGCUGGUUUUGGCUUGCGGAUCGGCUCUUGUGACCAGCACAGCCUCUCAGUUCAACGAGAUGAUUCAGCUCAGCACGAUCACCUACAGCCUGGCUAACUUCACCAACUACGGGUGCCACUGCGGAGCAGGGACUCAAGGCUUUCCUGUAGAUGCCAUUGAUAGGUGUUGCCACAGCCAUGACUGUUGCUUCAACAAGGCGGAGAUGUAUGGCUGCAACCCCAGAGCCCACACCUACAGGUUCUACGCCCAGAGAGAUAAAAUCAAAUGCGUCAAAUCAAGGGAUCGCUGUGAGAAGAUGGUCUGUGAGUGUGACCAGAAAGCUGCCAGUUGCUUCCAGAAACAUCUUUUCACCUACAAUCCUCAAUUCAGAAAUCAUCCAGUGGCCAACUGCAGGGCUCAGCGGCCAUUUUGUUGAAGCACACUUCUUUCAAGAGGUAGAAUCAAUGGCUGUCUCUGUCUCCGUAGGGAUUCUGCUUUUUUCAGUCAUUUGUCUGCAAAAUGGAAACGCCUGGGGAGACCGAAGCUCUCUUCGUAAGAAAUAAGAAAAGCUAAUGAAAUAUGCGCUAAAG